Tetrapisispora phaffii CBS 4417 is the source of this 1530-nucleotide messenger RNA. RefSeq names its product Ids2p (gene IDS2). The transcript has a single exon. The record is from RefSeq and is a predicted model, not a curated record. Bases 1 to 1530 code for a protein of 509 amino acids. NCBI's taxonomy places the organism in Eukaryota, Fungi, Ascomycota, Saccharomycetes, Saccharomycetales, Saccharomycetaceae.
AUGGAAUAUACUAACAAAUCGAUUGAUGAGGGAAUGGUGUUUGAAGGUGAUGUUUCGUUAGAGGACGGUGAUUUGGCUGAAUUGGUAAGGAAAUCCUGGUCAGAGCCCCAGGAAACAAUUAAUGAUAUACCGUAUACAAUCGAUUCCCCAAUUAGUUCUGCUAUAGAUAGUAGUUUGGGCACGAAUGAAUCAAGUGGGGUAACCCAAGGUAAUGAUCAUAUAGAUACAACAAGUAUAGCUGGAGACCAACUCGCCGAUGAUGACUAUGUUAAUAUUAAAGCAAAUGCCAUCGACUAUACAAAAGCAUCAAAUAGUAACAACAGUGAAGGUACUAAUGGUAGCGGUGAUCCGACAAACAGAGAUAUCUAUGAUUAUCAAUUGUUUAAACGUCAUUACAGUCUGGCAGACACAACUUCCGAUGCGUUGACUGAGAUUUGGAAUAACUUUCAACUGGAUAAUAAAGAAACGACUAAUAAUUCUCUGCUGUUGAGAAAUGUCGAGCCGCUAAAUCCACCGCUGGAUAUAGAAAUUGAUGCAGAUGUCGAUUUAAUAUAUAAUGACCAUUCGGCUCGUCAAAGAAAAGGCUCAAUAGUGGAAGUUCAAUGGGUAAGACAACUAUUAAACCCAAGGAGUUCUUUCUCUGGUGUCUCACAAUACUCUGUUGAACCGGACUCUAUUGAUAAAAAUAAGUUGUGGGUCACUAUAAUCGAUGAGAACACAACAAUAGAUAUUAUUAAAUCCAUAAUUGUUUUGCAUCAAUCACUGAGACAAGUUAAUUCACGUUUCGAAUUCGCUGUUUUAAAUUUGAUCCCAUAUUAUACUUCCAAUAAGUCAGCUAUCCAAAAACUUGAUUUAAAACUUUUAAAUAUAGCAAAUAUUAGAAUAAUAGACGUCUCAAACGAGGUCACACAUAUACUAGCGUACAAUGGCUCCCAAAUAAAUCCAAACAUAUCAAAACUGGCAUUAUUCUUACAAUUUAUUAAUGAUGACUAUGAAUUAAUUUGUUAUCUAUCACCAACUUUAAUGGUGACGCAAAACAUCGAUGAAUUAUUAUGCAGCGAAGAAAUCUGCGAUAAAAUCGAUAAUGAAACAUGUGUACUACUUACAAACAACAAUGUCGAUCUUGUCGGUAAAGGUGUAAACAGUUCACCAAUAGAAGUUAAUGAAGACGAUAUCGAUAAUAAUGAAUUAGAUUUAGUAUUGUUCCGUCCGAUUAGUGAAGUUGGCAUGUGUGUUAAGGAAUAUUUUACUUGUUACGGUAAUGAAGACAUCAACCAUCAGAAACUAAUGGAACAAUCAAACAGUCAAAUAUUGAAACAACUUUUUGCAGCUUCAUGGCAACAUUUAAACUCUGAUGGUUAUCUACAACAUUUAACCAGUUACGUAAAAGUUGAUGACAUAAACUGUAAAAUACUCGAUUAUAGGAAACUUAAACCGUGGAAUGUCGAUGAUAACACAAGAAAGGACAUUUUACACAACCCUCUAUAUGGUCAUUGGUAUCAUACGUGGUACAAUUCUAUGAAAAGAUAG